GCUGGUGGCGCCGGGCGGUCGACGUGGCCGUGGAAUGAUCCGACGCGGUUGCGGCGGCGGCACCAGCAACAGCUGAGAUCCCCCCACGCCUCAUCCUCCUCUUAGUCAUCCUCAUCCUCCUCUCAGUCAUCCUCCUCUUAGUCAUCCUCCCUUCCUCCUCGUCGUCGUCCCACCACCGCCACCAUGAUCUCCGUGACGGACACGCAGAAGAUUGGGAUGGGGUUAACUGGAUUUGGGGUGUUUUUCCUCUUCUUCGGGAUGAUGCUGUUCUUUGACAAAGCACUUCUGGCCAUCGGAAAUAUUUUGUUUCUGGCCGGCCUGGCUUUUGUCAUUGGCCUGGAGAGGACUUUCCGGUUCUUCUUCCAGAAGCAUAAGUUGCGGGCUGCAGCGUUCUUCUUUGGUGGGAUUCUGAUCGUGCUUGUGGGGUGGCCGAUGAUCGGAAUGGUGCUGGAAAUAUAUGGCUUCUUCCUUCUAUUCCGAGGAUUUUUCCCAAUCGUGAUUGGAUUUAUCAGGCGAAUUCCAGUUUUGGGGUCCAUAUUGAAUUUACCUGGAUUAAGUUCGCUGGUGGACAAAAUUGGAGAGAGUGACACGAUGGUGUGAUAUGCUUUCCACUAAGAAAGAUCAAAGAACAAGACUACAGCUCUCUGUGCAGUGCGUCAAGAUGUUAAUGGCAUAGCAACACAUUUAAAAGAAAGCCCUCCAAACACAGACUGGACACUGGAGGUCUAAACGCAUUGUCUGGAUAAAAGUGUUUAUUAUAUUGGAUCAUAAACACUCUGCAUGGAAACACAAGCGCCAAGACUUUGUUUUUUGUAAUUUAUUUUGCUUAAUUUUUAUAAGACCCCAUUUUGAGCUUUUGAAGUGAAAUACUGUAAUAUUAAUGCAUUACUUGGUCAUUAGCUGAUUCCAAUGAUUUAAGAAUUAAUGUUCUGUUGGCGGUAAUAUCAAAUUAUUGUGUUUAAUCAUGCAAAAAUACUUUGAUUUGAGCGAGUUGGAAUAUGUAAACAUUUUAACUCCACGCAGUCGCAUUUAUAAUGAAGCAAGGUUAAAGCUUUUCAGUAGAAAUUCAAGCAUGCAUCUUAUGCUUGAUAUUUUGAACUUUCUGUAGAAACAGAGGCAUUUCAAAGGUUUGAUGUAUAUUUCUACUGCUUAGAUUGUACACAAAACACUAUCCAUGUUGUACGUGGUACAGUGAUGUAAAAUAAACUCCUUGUUAAGUUCUGUAAGAGCUGUUUUAUGUCACGUGCUUUAAAUAUUAGCAUUAAAACAUCUGUACAAUUCUGCAAUCUUGCAACUUAAAAUACUGUACAUCCAAAUGUUUCAUUGAAACAAAAAUAGCAGAAACACGGCCUUUGUUGGUGCUGGUAGGGACACAGACAAAUUAUAUAUUUGAAGUUGACUUACUUUUAGCAAUUGAAAGUGUUUUGAAACGUUAUUUUUGUAGGCAUGUAACGAUUUGUUGAGGAAAAAAAAACAUUUUGUCCACCGCAUUUUACGCACCACUAGAGGCGCUAAAUUUCAUCGCAGUGUUGAAUACAAUUCGAUUCUUGAGCCGAAUUGCGGUAGUGUUAAUUCACCAAACCGUGAGUGGACAGAUGGUUACAUGCCUCGUCUUCCAUAACGUGUCUGCUAUGAGCGUGUGGCGCCACUAGGCGGUGCUGUACACUCAUCAAUGCACUGAGUCAAGGCCUGUAUAAAAAGUGUGCUUAAUUUUAAACUGACAAAUGUUUGUUUCGAGCUUUUACUAUGAUUUGGAAAUGUAUAUUACACAAUAUUUAACCCCUAGUUUGUUUGGGGGGUUUUAAUUUUAAGCAAUUUUUUUACGUGUAAACGCAAAAAGAAGUGGCAAGGGCGUGUUGAUUUUGCCAUCAAGAAGAGCUCUCGUCUCCUAUCAGUUUUGUAAGGGGCCUUAAUCUUCAAACUUGAGACAAGCAAGCGGAAUUGGGUUUUGAAUUAUUUACGAAAUGUAAAGGCAUACAAACGUUUACAUUGAAGGGUGGGCCUUUUGUGCGACAUCAGGAAUUGUGUACACUUUUUUCCAUACAGAUGAUGAAAUCUUGCUGGUUUAACAUCGUCUUUAACAAAAAAACUGCAUCAAUAGGUGUAAAAUAAACGGACAGCACUUA
Molecule: messenger RNA, 2126 nt
Organism: Lethenteron reissneri (Far Eastern brook lamprey)
Lineage: Eukaryota; Metazoa; Chordata; Hyperoartia; Petromyzontiformes; Petromyzontidae
Gene: GOLT1B
Product: golgi transport 1B
Biological process (GO): endoplasmic reticulum to Golgi vesicle-mediated transport; retrograde transport, endosome to Golgi
Cellular component (GO): endoplasmic reticulum; membrane
Source: RefSeq, a predicted model, not a curated record